AAAGGACAAAAAAAGGAUUCUCUAUAAAGAACCACUUCUCAUUGAGAUAUUUUUCCAGGAAUUGGGUUUCCCCAAAUUUGCCCCUUUGGCCCACUAUUACCCUUUAUAUAUUUGCUCCCUCUUGUGUUUUCAUUUCUGUCAUUUCGCCCUCUUCUCACAAAUCUUUCUUGCUUUCCUUGUUUUCUUUCCUUCAUCUUGUCCUCACUUUUUGUCUUCCUUUCUCUUUCUCUCUCUUCAACUCGCUUUCUUAGCCCAUUAAUGGAUCAAGGGAAAGGGUCUAUUCUGUAUGAACCCUCCUCAGUUUAUUGAUUCAUUCCGAUUCUCAAACUACCUCACAGGCUGAAACUUUUGCUCAUUUCAAACAUUCUCAUCUGAAAAGUUCCUCUCGAAAAGAUUUAAGACUGAAAAAAUGUUCCUUUUCUUGGAAAACAUCUCAUAAAACUCCUUAUUAUUAUCACGAUCAUUAUUAUGAUCAUCUUAUAUCAUCAACUACAUUUACUUUGUUAUAAUUCAAUUUUAUCCCUCUUUUUCAACAUAUUUUCAGAUUGAUUCAACUCACUAACUGUAACAAAUUGCUUUACAUUUCAUCUAAAACUAUCAAUCAAUUGAAUUACUUAUAAUAUUUGAAAGACAAAAACAAAAUUAUAUUUUUUCUGUAUCAACAUCGACCCAAUUUGAGUAAAAUUUCAAUCAUCGCUAGAUUGGGAUACAAGUUAAAAACAUUACUCUUGUUACACUAUCGUUUGGCAGGAUAUUGACUAGGUUGAUUCAAAUUACGAUCAUAGUAUUAUCUAUCAAGCUCAAAGGUAAUUUUACUAAUUAGUUGAUCAACGUCUACAAUUAUUCAAUGAGUAUGGAAGAAGUAAAUUGCAGAAAGUUGAUUACAAUAAAAGUUGAUUGUUGAAACCAAGAAAAGCUUCCAAGAGCAAUCGCAAUGAGCUGAAAUCGAUUUUUUGAUAGGUUAAGAUUAGAGUGAGAUGAUCAUCUAUUGCUUUAGUAUCAAUUGUUUUGUGCUCAUCCAAUUCUUAAAAUUCAAUUUUUUGAAAUUCAGAGAAACCUCAGCCUGAUUUGAUUUGUUUGUUUUAUAAUAUAAAAUGGCUGUUAAAUCAGGUUGGUGGACUAAACCUAAAGGUCGAUCUGGUAAAGCUCCCUAUGAAUUGAGUACAGGUAAAAGUGUUAUUAUACUCGGUGUUAUUGUUGCUUGUUUUGCCAUUCUAUGGCCAAAAAUAUUCUACCCAAUGAUUGAAGUUGCUCUUCGUUCACCAAAGCCUCGCUCUGCUGAUAAUUUAGCAAUGGUUCAUCCAAGAGUCCGCCAACAUGUUAUGAGAGAUAUGAGAUACCAAAAACAAGGUUCAGUUAAUCAGCCUUUCAUUGGAGCUUCAUCGAGAUCAACAAUUGGCCAAAUGAAGUCGAAAGAAUCUGGAGGAAUUUUCAAUUUAUUAAUGCCUUUUUACACCAUCGGGUUAUUUGUGGUCUUCCUGUAUACUAUCUUAAAGUUCAUGAGCAAAGAUGAUGAUAGAUUCGAUGAUAGGUUUGAUGAUCCAGAUGAGAUUGACGAAGACUCGAUUGAAAACGAUAAACCAAUUGUUAAGGACUUCCAGAUGGAUCCUGAUUACAGGAAAUUUGUUUUCAGUGAGGAAUAUGAUGAACAUGGUGAUAAUAUCAAACGAAAAGUAAAUAGUCAGAGACUAAAAAAGCGAGUACGAAACGAUAAACAAAGCGCAGCCAAAAACACUGUACAAGAAGAAUCGAUAGACUUGAAAAAAGAUGAACAAAUAUGUGAGCUUAAAAAACGUUUACAAGUAACAGAAGAUGCAAUGGAGCGUAUAUUAAAACAAAUUGGUUCCCUUAGUCAGAUGCUUGAGGCCAAAGGACUUUUAAUGAGCGAGAUCUCAAAUUUGACUGGAUAUAAAGAAACAGAGGAAAUUUACCACAGCGAAGAUGAAAUAAACACGAAAUUGGACAAGAAUGGCGAUGAUGAUCACUUGACAUCUGGCGAUUCCGUUUAUAGCAGUGAAAACCAAUAUAAAUCAUCCACUGACUACGAUUCUGAUACGUCCUUAUCAACAACGUCGUCGAAAUUUGAACUAGAAGAAUGAAACGAGCUUGGUUUAUUACGAGUUGAUUAUUAUAUUAACGACCAGCUUUAACGAAUUUUUGCAUCCCAGUGCGAAUUUUUUUUCCAAAACUUAAAGACUGAGUUCAAAAGAUUGAUGGAUUUCUGAUUGGAAUGAAGAAUGGCGGUGAACGUUUGAUGCAGCAUAACGAGCAAAUACGAAAUUUUCCAUUUGUUUGUCUUUGACCAAUACAAUCUCGCAAUGAGGUGAAAGUUUAAAGACACUGAGAUAAGCAUAAUUAAUUGAAGCCAAAGAUAUCUCGUAGAAUUGUUGUUAAUUAUGUUGAUUAGAGAAACAAAUAAAUAUGGUUUAAUGUUUCA
This is a messenger RNA of Tetranychus urticae (two-spotted spider mite), 2437 nucleotides long. RefSeq lists its product as uncharacterized. Gene Ontology annotation, biological process: protein localization to cell surface; synaptic transmission, cholinergic. Lineage: Eukaryota; Metazoa; Arthropoda; Arachnida; Trombidiformes; Tetranychidae. The record is from RefSeq and is a predicted model, not a curated record. Gene Ontology annotation, cellular component: neuron projection; intracellular membrane-bounded organelle; neuronal cell body.